Messenger RNA from Coregonus clupeaformis (lake whitefish), 1803 nucleotides. Its product is annotated as histone chaperone asf1b-B. Gene Ontology annotation, cellular component: nucleus. Bases 428 to 1021 code for a protein of 197 amino acids. The transcript is spliced from 4 exons. The record is from RefSeq and is a predicted model, not a curated record. Gene Ontology annotation, molecular function: histone binding. Gene Ontology annotation, biological process: DNA replication-dependent chromatin assembly. NCBI's taxonomy places the organism in Eukaryota, Metazoa, Chordata, Actinopteri, Salmoniformes, Salmonidae.
UCGACAUUUUGGUGGCUUUGUGAAAUUUACUGGCGGGUGAUUUGUUUGUUCAUGAAAUAGCUAUAUUGAACAAAACUAGUCAGAGGAAUAUUUCAGAAACCAGUAAAUACUUUAAAAACGAAUGGCACGUUGUUAAAGAAUACAAUUUCUGUAGAAAGUAUUGGCUCAUAUAGCAGGCGAUCAUAACAAUAAGAUAUAUCUACCAAAUAAUUUCAAAAUUACACUAAAGCGUAGCUGUCAACCUGCGAAAUCAGAUGCAUUUUUAAACGCAACAACCGAAUUUCUCUUCGUGUGAGCUGCGUGAGAACGUUGCUUGCUAGUUGCUACAUUGUUGCGGCCUGAAACCUUCCCUGGAAAAUUUGCUUGACAGUCCAGUUUGCUAGCGACUCAGCCAGCGCGUCUGUCACUCGCAGCAGGAACAGCAAUAAUGGCGAAGGUUCAAGUACUAAAUGUCGCUGUCCUCGAUAACCCGAGUCGAUUCGGAAACCCAUUUCAAUUCGAAAUAACAUUUGAGUGCAUGGAAGACCUGCCAGAAGAUCUUGAGUGGAAGAUCAUCUAUGUGGGUUCAGCAGAGAGUGAAGAGUAUGACCAGACCCUUGACUCUGUUCUGGUUGGCCCAGUACCAGCCGGGAGGCACAUGUUUGUGUUCCAGGCGGAUGCCCCAAACACGGGUCUGAUUCCAGAAAGCGAUGCUGUCGGUGUCACUGUGGCGCUAAUCACCUGUACAUACCGCGGACAGGAGUUCAUUCGCAUCGGGUACUACGUCAACAACGAGUACACUGACCCUGAGCUGCGGGAGAACCCACCCAUCAAACCUGACUAUGGACAGCUCCAGAGAAAUAUUUUGGCUUCAAACCCACGUGUAACAAGAUUCCAUAUAAACUGGGAAGGGUGUGCAGAAAGGAUGGAAGACUCAGAGAAUGUGGAUCCUGCCCCCAACUCUAUGCUGCCCCCAUCUUGCCUCCCAGGCAAGGCCCCACCCAUAGGGUUGCUACCUGACAACUCUAUGGACUGCUUGUAGAGGGAAACAUGCAUAUACUCACACAUAAUCAAUGAUCAACCCAAACACUAUAAGCAGAAGAAUGGACAUGGACAUUCUGACUUGGAUGUACAGCCAGCUUUGCCUUACAGCUGCUCUUAUUUCCCUGAAACUGUCAACAACACACUCUCACCUUGGACUUCAGAGGACUACAGUGUCUUGCAACCAAGACAAUCUUUCUGGAGUCAUCUUUAUGUAUUGGAAGUUAAAACUAAUUCAUCCCUUCAUUUUUAAUACUAUCAACAGGGCGAAAGCUGAAAUAUCCAAGUUUCCAUAAAUGUUUAGCAGCUAAUUGGCAGAAAUACUGAUUCACACCAACUAGUCAGCUGUUAAUUAUGUAAUGUAAAUACCAACAGAGGAUUGUGUGAAGCAAAAUGGAGGAAGAAAUGACUCAAGUUGCAGGAAGGAAAAUAAUGGUGGUAUUUUUUGGCUCUUUCUGAGAUGUUAUGUUUAAGUGUUUAUGGUCCUUAUAGCAUUUGGGUUACUGUUUUCCCCCUUUGAUGUUUUGGGAUACUUUUUUGGGGGGGGGGGGCAGCUAAUACUGGUAUGUACAUAUGUUUUUUAUUUUUAUUUUCCUGUGUGCCAUUUUGUUUUGAAAUAAAUCUUUUUUUGUUAUGUGAUGUGUGUGAUUGUCUCUGACAAGCUUUGAGACUUGUGAUGAAAACGGCAAAGAUGGUAUUCUACAUCUGAUUAUUUAAUGGAGUAUCACCUUUCCUCAACUUUGAAUGGUUUUGCAUUGAAAAUAAUGGGUGUAGCUUCCUCUA